AUGGAUGCGCUCGGCGUCGGGUCGAGAGGGGUGGUGGACGUGUACUCGCUGUCGAAUUAUACGUUUGGGACGAAACGGGCGCGAGGAGAGAAGGACGCGACGGCGGCGGAGCGACUGUUGCGAAUGCGCGCGCAAUACGAAAAGGAAGGGAAACGGCGGAGUGUGGGGGCGAUAUGCAUGGUGAGCCAACACAGGACGCCGCACGUGUUGCUGUUGCAGAUCACGCCGACGAGUUUUAAGCUGCCGGGGGGACGGUUGCGCGCGGGCGAGGGCGACGUCGAGGGGCUGGCGCGAAAGAUGCGAAACAAGCUGCAACCCGAACGCGACGACGGGUUGGAGCAGUACGAGUUCGAUAUCGGUGAUCAGGUCGCGACGUGGUAUCGCACGUCGUAUGAACCGCAAAUGUAUCCGUACUUGCCCGCGCACAUCACGAAACCGAAGGAGGAGUACAGAAUGUUCGUCGCGCACUUGCCGGAGAAGUGCUACUUCGCCGUGCCGAAGAACUUAAAGCUCCUCGCGGUGCCGUUGUUCGAGCUGUACGGGAACCCGGGAAAGUACGGCGCGGAAAUCGCGAGCAUCCCGCACUUAUUAUCUCGCUAUCGAUUAAAUCUAGAGUAG
Molecule: messenger RNA, 618 nt
Organism: Ostreococcus lucimarinus CCE9901
Lineage: Eukaryota; Viridiplantae; Chlorophyta; Mamiellophyceae; Mamiellales; Bathycoccaceae
Exons: 1
Coding region: 1-618 (205 amino acids)
Cellular component (GO): mRNA cleavage factor complex
Molecular function (GO): mRNA binding
Source: RefSeq, a predicted model, not a curated record